AUGCUGGAACCGAGCCAAGAAGACAUUGCCGCUUGGGAAGCGCAGUACGACCUCGCCUCGCUCCCCGCCGAAGCCGAAGAUCCGUUCGCGCCAGAACUCACCUACCGCCGCCCGCCGCCCAACUCUGUCAUCACGCGCCGUCUGCCCUUCGAUUCGAUCGACACAGGCUUCAAUGCAGAAGCACAGACAGGGCCCGUGGACGCUGCUGGGGCUGUGUCGUCGCAAAACAACACCUCCGGUCUGCCAGCACAAACGGCAACGACAACGACGACAACGACAACGACGGGCUUUGUCAGUCGGUGGCCGCGCAAGGCAACAGCGACAGAAGACGUGCGAUUCAAACGAUCCCGUGAUGAAUCAACGGCAACGGACGUGCAGGCAGCCUUGAACUCUGAGUUUGGCCGCCGCGCUCCGACGCAGAGCAACUCGUGGAACAACGACGAGUCGACAAGGCUGAUGGGAGGCAUAACAGCCUACGAGCCAGAACAGGACGAUCCGUUCUUUGACAACCCGCCAGAUUUUGACGAAGCCGCCGAUCAGGAAGCAAACUAUUACGCGUCGCAGGCCGAUCCGCCGCCGGAAUUCGACGACCUCGAUGUUGCUGACGCCGUCCGCGCUUUCGUGGAUGACCAGCGCGGUGGUGGCGGUCGCACUUUGAAUGAAAUCAAGCGGUUGCGUCGCGACGAAAACGCCUCGGACACCCCUGAGAUGCGCAAACUGCAGAAAGGAGCCCUGCCUGAUUUCCUUGAGGACGACCCAGCGCCAUAUGACGAUGUCAGCGAUGCGGAUCGAGCGGAGGAAGAAGAAGCGCGGAGACUAGCUGGUCUACCGCCGAUUCAGGAGCCCCGCCGUUUUGUGAGCAAAGGCGCGCAAGCUGGCGCCAACACUCGCCCCGCCGUCGUCGUCCCAAAGCGCUCCCUGCCGACCGGCCCAAAGCUCACGAAAAGGCCGCCGCUGAAGGGCGACAGCAUGUCACUGCUCGAUCGGAAUGGCGACAUGUGGUAUGUCGUGUUGAAACCCAAACCUUCCCUUCAGCAGCAGCAGCCACUCCACGAGCGUAUGAGCCUUCCCGAUGCUGGGCACCUCUUGCCCGAGCCAGUCUCGGUGAUGAUGGCGCGACUGGACGCACAGCGAGUUGCCGCAGUGUACCACCACGGCGUCGCCAUGUCAACAACUCCGGUCAAAAAGUCCCGCCCCAGCCAGCCUGAAAGCAGCCAGCUGUGGGUGGAAAAGUAUGCGCCGCGAGGCUUUAUCGAUCUGAUCAGUGACCCCGGCACCAACCGGCUCCUGCUUUCUUGGCUGAAGCAAUGGGACCAUUGCGUCUUUGGCAAACCGCGAGCGAUUCACUUCAAGCCCCCUCCAGCGGCCCCCGCAUUCAAACCCUUCCCUGCGUCCGAUCGCGGAAAGCCCGGCGCUGCGGGUGGUUUUCGCGCCGCUGCAGGAUCUCAGCCACAAGCGGCCAACGGAGGUGGCGGCGCCCACGCUGCUGCGGGCCGCAAGUUUGCUGCCACAGCAGCACCCGCAGAAUCGGAAGUCCCCGUCAAACCCUUGCCCAUGCAGGACCCGCUAGAUCGUCCACCUCACAAGUUGAUUUUGAUGGCCGGGCCGCCUGGUCUCGGGAAGACGACGUUAGCUCAUGUGAUUGCCAAAACCGCUGGCUAUCAUCCUGUUGAAAUUAACGCGAGUGAUGAUCGUGCAGAAGAACUCUUUCGCAACAGGGUGCUGGCCGCAGUCGAAAUGUCCUCCGUCUUUGGCUCUGAAAAUACGCUGCCCAACUGCUUGAUUAUUGACGAGAUUGACGGUUCGUCCGCUGCCGCCAUCAAUGCUUUAAUUGCCAUCGCAACAGCAGGCUCGACCUCGACGGAAAAGCGUGCAACAACGGGCAAGGCCGCCAAACUUCGCCGGCCCUUGCAGCGGCCCAUCAUUUGCAUUUGCAACGACAUAUUCGCGCGGUCGCUUCAGGCACUUCGCCAAGUUGCUUUGGUCGUUCCGUUCCCAAACACCUCCGGUAGCCGGCUGCAGACCCGCUUGACGCAAAUUUGCAAAGCCGAGCGGUUUGAGCUCGAGGCCAACGUGUUGGUGACUUUGUGCGAAAGCACCAACAAUGACAUUCGCUCUUGCAUCAAUACGCUUCAGUUUUUGAGCCGGCACGGCAAGACUGCUGUUUCUUCAAGCGAGAUUGCUCGCCUUGCGGUUGGCCAGAAGGACACCCAACGAGGCCUCUUUUUGCUCUGGGAGUACACGCUGCAGGCCAGGUCGCUGCAGCAACUGCUCCGCUCGGCCAACGAUCCUUCUGCUGCCAUGAGUGCGAAGGACUCGAAACUCCCCACUGGAGCGCUCUUUGGCGAGUCCAAUGCCGGAGGGCUGUCGCGUGAGUUGAGCCGCGGGCGCCGAUUGGGAUUUAUGGACGUCGUGGUUCCAAUGAUCACAGCGAAUGGAGAGUACGAUACUCUUUUGUCUGGCCUCUACGAAAACUACCUGUCUGUCCGCUUCACCGACCCCAACAUGGUCAAGAUUCAAGAUGCCUUGGACUGGGUGGCCUUUUACGAUCAGGUGCACCUGCAUGUGUAUCGCAAUCAGAUGUUCCAUUUGAUGCAAUAUCUGCCCUACACUGUCGCGGCGUUCCACGUGUAUUGCUCGGCUCAACAGCGACAGCGUCUCAAAUUCCCAAAACAGCAUAAAGACUUUGUUCAAGCAUUAACCCAGCGCCAAUCAAUCAUCGCGAAUGUGACCAGCGGUUGCACUGCUCGCGUCCGCGCCUUCCUGAACGCACAACAACUGGUCGUUGACGUCGCCUCGCCAUUGGCCGACGUGCUCUCCCCCAACAUGCGCCCUAUCACAGUUCAACUUUUGAACGCCGCAGAACGAAAGCAGCUUGCAGCUGUUGUGGAUGUCAUCUUGUCCUUUAAUCUUAGCUUUGAGCAGGUUCGACAGUUCGAUGGGAUGUAUGACUACGUCCUCACUCCAAAUUUGCUCGACGUGGUCACGUUCCCGACGCCAACAUCGGUUCGACGCAAGCUGCCAUAUCCCACAAAACAGCUGAUCGCUCAUGAGGUCGAAAUUGAGCGCCUGCGGCAAAAUGCGGGAGAGCAGCCUCCUGCGCUGACGCCUUCAGCUUCCUCCUCGACCGUUGGUCACGCAGCUUCAGGAGCGCCACCUCAACCAACCAGGCAAGACUCCAAGCGUGCCCCUGCUCCCAACAUGGAUCUCCUUCUUGGCCGAUCAAACAAAGCUCCCAUGCCGGUUAAAGUGGAGCCAAAGGUCGUACGCGACUUCUUUGGACGUGUUGUGCAAGUGAUUGAAGAAACGUCCAACCCGGCCUCAAUGGAUGCCUCCAAUCACGGUCCCACCAAAGCCGCGGCCGCCGCUCAGAAUGCCCUCGCGACUUUCGUUACGUCGUACAAGUUUCAGGAAGGUUUCUCCAAUGCUGUGCGGCACUCUGUUCGCAUUCGCGACUUGCUCUAAACCAUGCCUCCAGCAAACGUUUUCAAGCUGAAGGGCGACGUGAACAAAGCAAAGAGACAAAUGAUAUUUGAUGAAGAAUAAAACAGAGAUACGGAUA
Messenger RNA from Capsaspora owczarzaki ATCC 30864, 3562 nucleotides. RefSeq lists its product as hypothetical. Bases 1 to 3465 code for a protein of 1154 amino acids. NCBI's taxonomy places the organism in Eukaryota, Filasterea, Ministeriida, Capsasporidae. The record is from RefSeq and is a predicted model, not a curated record. The transcript is spliced from 17 exons. Gene Ontology annotation, molecular function: ATP hydrolysis activity; ATP binding.